CUUUUUGCGGAAGUGAAACUGUCAAUAAUGGACCAAAUUUACCAGAAGUAAUUACACAGUUAUUAGAACUGGUGCUUCAAAUAAACAAGAAUUCACCAUGACUGUGAUGGAAUUCUUUGGUUGCACUUUUAUAGCAUUUGGACCACCCUUUGCUUUGUUUGUGUUCACAAUUGCCAGAGAUCCUCUUCGAAUAAUUGUGCUCAUUGCAAGUGGAUUUUUCUGGCUGUUAUCACUUCUAGUAUCCUCUAUACUGUGGUAUGCUGUGGUCCCUCUGAGAGAACAGCUGGUAUUUGGACUGGUUUUCUCAGUUCUUUUUCAAGAAGCAUUCAGACUUCUUUUCUACAAACUUCUGAGGAAAGCUGAUGAUGGCUUGCAGAAAGUUAGCCAAACUGGCCAAGAAAUGCACAUGACUCCCAGGGAUAUUUCAAACAAACAUAUAAUGGCAUAUGUGUCAGGCCUGGGGUUUGGCAUACUCUCUGGUGCUUUCUCAACCGUCAAUGUGUUAGCAGAUAUGGUUGGUCCAGGAACCAUUGGUAUCCAUGGAGAUUCAAAAUAUUUCUUUGUAGCUACAGCUUUUCUCACCCUUAGUUUUAUACUUCUCCAUACUUUUUGGGGCGUAAUCUUCUUCAAUGGACUCGACAAAAAGCGGUACCAUAUGGUGGCGCUGGUUGUGGGAACUCACAUGCUUAUCUCAUGUCUGACCCUCCUGAAUCAGAGGACCUCCUCCCGUGACAGUCCCCUGUAUCUGGCCAGUAUCCUCCCAGCUUACUUCCUCACAAUCAUCAUGGGAAUCAUUGCGUACAUCACUGCAGGGGGAUCGCUAGCGAAUAUCAAGAGUUGCAUGCCUUGUGGCAAUGCUCGCAAAUACGAGAUUGAAUAAACUUGGGGAUCCUAGCCAAAUCAUGAAAGCUAAAAACACUAUCAUUGUCUCAUUAUUUGUAUUUUGUCUGUCCUGUACGUUUUAUAUGUCAUUUUUUAGGGGAAAAAUGUCAUAAAAAAAUAAAUUCAAACAAGUAUUUGUGGUA
Molecule: messenger RNA, 1025 nt
Organism: Saccostrea echinata
Lineage: Eukaryota; Metazoa; Mollusca; Bivalvia; Ostreida; Ostreidae
Product: gamma-secretase subunit Aph-1-like
Exons: 7
Coding region: 98-880 (260 amino acids)
Biological process (GO): protein processing; Notch signaling pathway; positive regulation of catalytic activity
Cellular component (GO): membrane; gamma-secretase complex; endoplasmic reticulum
Molecular function (GO): protein-macromolecule adaptor activity
Source: RefSeq, a predicted model, not a curated record